GUAGUAAAUACAUAUAAAACGGUUGUGGUCUAAGAGACGAGCCAGUUUCAAACCGCUGUCGGUGAAGGUACGACGUUAGCCUGAAUAAUGCAAACCGUCACAUUACUUUUGUUCGCGGUCGUCUUGACCGUGGCUCUUGCAGAGGGUCAGUACUACGUCCCGCGCGCCUACUACACAAUAGAUGCAGAGGGUCAUCAGUCAGCGCCAGUGCCUAUGCGCAGGCUUCGACGCUCCCUGAAUCCUUAUCCGACCCCAUAUGGAGGAGCGAAUGCCGAAGCAAACGCGAACGCUGAAGCAAAUGCCUGGGGUGGUGGCAGUGCUAAUGCAAAUGCUCGCGCCAACGCACACGCAGGCGCAGGUUCUGGGGGCUGGGGCCUUCCUAUUGGAGCUGGCUACGGCGCUGGAAAUCCUAACGCAUUAAGCUAUGGUGAGACCCGACGCCAGUCAGGUCCAGUUUUCGGAAGUCGAUCAGUCAGCGCGGGUUCGUCUGUAGGAAUUGACUCUUCCGGCAGAGGAUAUUACGACCAAUAUACUUCUGUUGGUAAUUAAACCCUUAUAUCUUAUCACUGACAGUUCCUCUUUAUCCUAAUUUAAUUUAAAUUUGAAGAUUAAUACUUCGUCAGUUUGGGUGAAUGAGACCUAAUGGGUAAGGUAUACAAAUAAAAUAUUAAUAUAUAUAUA
Pieris brassicae (large cabbage white) is the source of this 681-nucleotide messenger RNA. It is a transcript of the gene hui, whose product is annotated as fibroin heavy chain. The coding region runs from base 88 to 549 and encodes 153 amino acids. NCBI's taxonomy places the organism in Eukaryota, Metazoa, Arthropoda, Insecta, Lepidoptera, Pieridae. The record is from RefSeq and is a predicted model, not a curated record. The transcript is spliced from 4 exons.